This is a messenger RNA of Tetranychus urticae (two-spotted spider mite), 2829 nucleotides long. RefSeq names its product Autophagy-related 7 (gene Atg7). Gene Ontology annotation, biological process: autophagosome assembly; protein modification by small protein conjugation; cellular response to nitrogen starvation. Gene Ontology annotation, cellular component: cytoplasm; phagophore assembly site. Gene Ontology annotation, molecular function: Atg8 activating enzyme activity; Atg12 activating enzyme activity. The record is from RefSeq and is a predicted model, not a curated record. Lineage: Eukaryota; Metazoa; Arthropoda; Arachnida; Trombidiformes; Tetranychidae.
AGUCUUGGUUAACAGUUAGCCAAUUUUAAAAAAUUUCAAUUUAUACAAAAUCAUUUGAUUAAAUGGUUACUUUAAUUUCAACGUAGUUUUUUAAAUGACAUAAGCUGCAUUAUUUUUUACUCUGUGUAAAGAUCAACGCCAUUCAGUGGAGAAACAAGCUUUCAGUUUACAUUUUCUGUUUCUAACCAUUUGAGAGUUGAGUUCAUACAGCUUGGAUUGUUAACUUGUUUUUUUUAUAAAUAGCCAAAUUAUAGUUUAUUAUUAUUGCUUAAUGUUUUUUAAUUGAUCUUUUAUAAUCAUGGAACUACAUGAUGUGAAGUAUUUUCCAUUCAGUUCACUGAUUGAAACAUCAUUUUGGCACACUCUAUCACAAAAUAAAUUGAAUGUUUACAAAUUGGAUGAAAGUGAAAUUCCAUUACAAGCCUUUUACAGGAAUGAUUCAUCAGCUGGUCUUCCACCAAUUGUAUCUCUGGAUUUUGAAUCUUUUGAAAUCAAAGACUCAUGGGAUGACAGCAAAAAAUUUCCUAUUUAUGGUACCAUGAUAAUUGCGAAUACAGUAGAGGAUUUUAAAGCUUUAGAUAAAACAGUUUUAACCGAAAAAAUUGGAAAUCAGAUUUGGAAUGGUGUUAGAAGCUCGGAACUGGUGGAUAACCUUCCAUCUCUCCUGUCUCGUUUCAUACUUGUUGUAUACGCGGAUCUGAAAAAAUAUCAAUAUUAUUAUUGGUUCUGUUUCCCAGCCCUUUGUUAUCCCAAAGAAUCUAUAAAAUGCUCACAAGGAAAAAUUUUAUCUGGUCUAUAUCCAGAAACAGUGAUUUCCUCUCUGAUGUCCCAACAUAAAGAAUUAUCAAUAUCUGAUCGUAGUUAUUUCCUGACAACUAUAUCUGACGACAAUCGUGUAAAUGUUUAUCCUCUAGAAGAAUACUCUAAUUUAAGUAAAUCGUCUGAUAAGUUAUUCGUUUCAUUUGCUGAUCCUAGCUCAGAUGAUGAAUAUCCCGGAUGGCCUCUUCGUGGUCUACUCGCUUAUAUGAUUCAACGUCAUGAAAUCAAAACUCUUGAUAUUUUAUGUUAUCGUAUACGCAAUAAUUCUGCUGGGUCUAGUCUAAUUUUACAUCUAGAAUUGGGUGAUACAGAUCGGAGCAUAGCAGAGUAUCCAGGAGCUGUUGGCUGGGAGAAAAAUGAAAAACAAAAGCUUUUACCUAGAAAAGCUGAUUUAAGUGCAACUUUGGAUCCAAAAAUAUUAGCAGCUAACUCAGUGGAUCUGAAUUUAAGAUUAAUGAGAUGGCGUCUUAUCCCCGAUCUUGAUUUGGAUAAAAUUUCAUCAACUAAAUGUUUACUUCUUGGAGCCGGUACUUUAGGUAGCAAUGUUGCUCGCUGUUUACUGGCUUGGGGUGUCCAUCAAAUCGAUUUUGUUGAUUCAGGAAAAGUAUCAUUUUCCAAUCCAGUUCGCCAAUCAUUAUUUGGAUUCAGUGACUGUCUCAACUCAGGUCGACCUAAAGCCGAAGCUGCUGCUGACAAUUUAGCCAAAAUUUACCCAAAUGUUAUCAGUAAAGGCUAUUCUUUAACCAUUCCAAUGCCAGGUCAUGCCUCAUUUGCAGCAGAUGCUGAGGAGACUCAAAAGACAGUCAAUUUGCUGGAAGAUUUAAUUAAAGAACAUGAUUGUGUAUUUUUAUUGAUGGACUCGCGUGAAAGUCGCUGGUUACCAACUGUACUCGGUCAAAUUCAUCGAAAACUUGUUAUCAAUGCUGCUCUUGGGUUUGAUACAUAUUUAGUACAAAGGCACGGUGUACCAUUCCCAGAUGACGAUUUAACUUCUGAUUCAACUGGGGAAAUAAGUCGUAAAUUAGGUUGUUAUUUUUGCAAUGAUGUCGUCGCACCAGGAGAUUCUUCCAGAAAUCGAACUUUGGACCAACAAUGUACGGUUACCCGACCUGGUGUUUCAAUGAUAGCAGGCUCACUAGCAGUUGAAUUAAUGAUCUCCGUUCUCCAACAUCCCUUAGGAUUCCAUGCAACUGUAAAUACUGAUUUAUCUGGCAAUUCAACAUCAACUGCUGAAUGUAUGCUCGGAAUAAUUCCUCAUCAAAUUAGAGGAUUUCUAUCUCAAUUUACACAAUUCAUGCCAACAAGCCACGCAUUUGAUUUGUGUACUGCUUGUUCACCCACAAUUAUUCAAACCUAUAAGAGUCAAGGUUUCCAAUUUUUGGCUAAAGUGUUUCGAGAUUGUAAUUACUUGGAAGAGUUAACCGGACUUAAAAAGCUUCAAGACGAAACUAAUUUGGACGAUGUUAUGGCUUUAAGUGAUAAUGAAAGUAUUUAAAAUUGAGGAGAAAGAUAAAAAGAGGAAUAAGCAUAAGAUCGUUUUAACAGUCGUCAAUUAGUAAUAAAGAUGAGAGCAGCAGAAAUAUGUUGAUUAAGUUGAAAGAUCAAUAGCAAUGGAAUCCAUUUUUUGCAUCUUCAGCGAUUCGUUUUGCUUCAAGUCAUUCAGUCCAUCCGAAGCAACUGAGUACUUAUCAGAAGGGUAACUCAUUUUCUUGUUUUAAUAACUUGUUUAGAAACAACAGCAAAAAAACGAAGCAUAAAAAAAGUAUAAACGACGUCAAUUAUGUUGAUAUUUUAACCAAGGAUGGACAGAACGGAAAGUUUUUCUCAAUUUUCCUCGUUUUCUUGCUCCAAGGCGUAUGAACUUUGCUUGUCUUCCUUUUCUUUCUUCUUUCUGAACAUUUUUCUUUCUUUAAAAAUUUAUACAUUUUAUAAAAAAUCAAUGCGUUAGUUACAUCAAUAAGAAGCCUAAAUAAAUAAAGUGGCCAAAAACGGAUCCCUUUUUUACUUAAA